Messenger RNA from Pseudoliparis swirei, 4784 nucleotides. Its product is annotated as neurocan core protein-like. The record is from RefSeq and is a predicted model, not a curated record. Bases 1 to 3693 code for a protein of 1230 amino acids. Gene Ontology annotation, biological process: cell adhesion. Gene Ontology annotation, molecular function: hyaluronic acid binding; calcium ion binding. Lineage: Eukaryota; Metazoa; Chordata; Actinopteri; Perciformes; Liparidae. The transcript has 20 exons.
AUGGGGCUCAGUCUGUGUGCAGCGGGGCGGCAGGUCCUCUUGUCUCUGAUGCUGCUGCUCUCUUUAGGCUCCGGUGCAGCCUCCUCCGUAGUGAACAUGCGUCGGAUCAUACAUCCUCCUGUACAGCAAGCUCUGGCAGGCAAUGCCGUCCUCCCCUGUGUCUUCACCCUUCAGACCAGCUCCUUCAGCCAGCCUCCCCACCUCCUGUGGACUCGCAUCAGGGUGCCAGCAGAAGGAGAGGGUGCUCCUCUGGAGCAGAUUGUGCUUUCUGUUAAAGGUGACGUAAUCAAGGUGAAUAAGGCUUUCAGUGGCCGCGCCAUGCUGCCAGGAUACCCUGCCAAUCCUCUGAAUGCUACUAUGGAGAUCUCCAGUCUCCGCACCAACGACUCAGGCACUUACCACUGUCAGGUUGUCAUGGGUAACGAAUAUGAGCGAGACACUGUGCCCCUGAUGGUCUCCGGUGUGGUUUUUCACUACCAGGCUCCUAGCACCAGAUACGCCCUCUCAUUCGCUGAUGCCCAACGCGCCUGCCAGGAAAACUCGGCGGAGAUGGCCACACCGGCCCAGCUGUGGGCAGCGCACUAUGACGGCUUCGCCAGCUGUGCAGCCGGCUGGUUGGAUGACCAGACCGUCCGCUAUUCGGUCCAGUUGCCAGAGCUCGGCUGCUUUGGACACAAGGAGUACUCAGCUGGAGUGAGGAACUAUGGGAAGAGGGACCCCAAAGAGUUGUUUGAUGUGUACUGCUUUGCAAAAGAACUGGAUGGUGAAGUCUUCCACUCCGCGGUCGCCGGCAGGUUGUCUCUGGCGUCGGCCUCAGACCGCUGCGUGUCCCUCGGGGGGCAGCUGGCCACCGUGGGGCAGCUUCACCUGGCCUGGAAGGCCGGCCUGGACAGCUGCGCGCCGGGCUGGUUGUCCGAUGGCAGCGUGCGCUACCCGGUGACCCGGCCUCGCCCGGACUGCGGAGGGAGCCGGCCCGGAGUCCGCACCGUCGCCCCCAACACCACUGCGGACAACACCAGCGCGCUAUAUGACACGUACUGCUACAGAGGUAAAGUGAAGAAUUCAGACUCCAUCUCUCAGAUCUACUCCUCCCUGUGGAAGCCCUGGAGCUACCUCGCGGGCAUAAGUGAUGCUGACUCCACAGGGACGGGCAGUCCGGACGUGACCACACAGCAAACCACCACCACCGGAGGGUCCACAGAUGCCGAUGUUUCACCAUCAAACUGGACAGGACUGGUUGACCUAGAACAGGAGGCCGUUCACAGCAUUGAUCCAUCCUCAGACCCCUGGUCCUCAGAGUCUUCAGGCUCAUUUGUGACCCUCCAGCUAAUCCCAGGACACCUCUUAGACUGGGGAGAGCCGUUGGAGCCGGGCCCCGACUCUGAGGAGUUCCUCCGACCGCCGGUCACCCCCACUCCCGCUGACAAGAAGGUUAUCUCAAAGAUUGUCAAGUCCAUUUGGAAGCCCUGGAACUACUUGGCUGGGACUGGAGAGGAGGAAGGAACCCAAGGACCAAGUAGACAGGCAGGGGAGGACGAGGUGGCCAUGAAACAGACAGAAGAUGGGUCAAAUGCAUCCAGGGCAGCAACACCACGUUUGUUUUCUUUGGGAAGUUCAUGGUUCAGCAGCUCCUCAGGGGAAAGCUCCUCACCAGUCAGUGAAGACGCUCCCACUCGUCUGGCAUCUACUUUCGCCGCCUCCAGUAGCUCCAUGACUACUGAGAGCACCAAGAGCCGGGAGACUUCAGAUACACACAUGUCCACCGUCUCCAGCUUUGCACCCGGAACCACCUCAUCCAAAAUGGAAACCUGGAUCCGUGUUGAAUCAUCAACCACGACCCAGCCGGGUGACAAGAGGGAGGAGACGGUAACCACCAGAGGCAGCGGUAGAGGAGGCAGAGGCAGGGGGAAGAAGAACAGAGGGGAGGACAGGAGCAGGGGAGAAGAGAAGGGGAGAGGAGAGGAUAAAGGGAAAGGAGAAGAAGAGGGGAGUGGAGAAAUCACUGGCGCGGAAGCAAAAGGGGAGAUACAAGUUGCACGAAGACCAGUUGGAACAAGCAAACCAAGAGAAAGGUCCAGAGAACGAUCUAGAGACAGAGGUCACAGGAAGGGGCAGUCCACCACGACCACGACGACCACGUCUACCACGACUACCGCGAGUCCGCUGGAGCUCACUGAGAUGACCACAACUAGGUCGGAAAGCGCUGACUCAUCGACAUCUGAGUGCCUGUCCUCUUCACCAGCAAACAUCCAAACCCCAUCAAGCUCACCAGAUCCAUCGCCCUCCUCACCUCUAUCAUCUGUGUCCUCUGUUGCUGCGUCACCAUCUCCCACCUCCUCCCAACCACCACCAUCUCAAUUCCUGUUUGAAUCCCCAUCCCCUUCCUCUUCCCCGUCUAGUCCAUCUUCCUCUUCCCCCUCUCCAUCCACUUCCUCACCGUCAUCUAAUUCCCAAACCACAUCCUUCUCAACCUCACCAUCACCCCCCCUCCUUCCCUAUUCCCCAUUUCAAACUGCCGGAUCAGGAGACCCGUCUCCAUCUCCUCACUCAGACAUCCAGGAGAGCUCCACUAAGACCCUGACAUCAUCCCACUGGAUCCCAGUGGAGAAAGCAGCUCUGAACAGCUCUCUGGAUCAUCCUCCAUUACCCCCAGACGUGGAAGAGCCUGCUUGGUCUCACACUGUGGGGUCAGGGGCUCUGUUACCUGGCAACAUGGAAGAGGAGAGCAGCAGAGGGGGGGUCAACAUCAGCACCAUAACUCUCAGCCCAGCCGACGAGGUGGAGCCCUGCGUGACAAACCCAUGUCUGCAUGGAGGAAAGUGCCUUCCGCAGGGAACGGGCUUCAGCUGCUACUGCCCACAAGGAUACACUGGAGAGAACUGUGAGAUUGAUGUUGAUGACUGCCAGUCCGAGCCGUGUGAAAAUGGAGGCACUUGCGUCGACAAGAUCGACUCGUUCCUCUGCCUUUGCCUGCCCAGCUACGGAGGAGACGCCUGCGAGAAAGAUGUAGAAGGGUGCGAGCACGGUUGGAGAAAGUUCCACGGCCACUGCUACAGGUACUUCACACACAGACACACCUGGGAGGAUGCAGAGAAGGACUGCAGAGAGCACAGCGCCCACCUCAGUAGCGUCGUCUCAGCCACUGAGCAGGAGUUUAUCAAUGGUCUGGGUCAUGACAAUGCCUGGAUCGGUCUGAAUGACCGCACGGUGGAGGAAGACUUCCAGUGGACCGACAGCAACGAUCUGGUGUAUGAGAACUGGAGGGAGGGCCAGCCAGAUAACUUCUUUGCGGGAGGGGAGGACUGCGUGGUGACCAUUGCCCAUGAGGACGGCAAGUGGAACGACGUGCCCUGCAACUACAACCUGCCCUACAUCUGCAAGAAAGGCACAGUGUUGUGUGGGACACCGCCCGCAGUGGAGAACGCCCAUUUGAUAGGUCGGCGAAGGUCACAUUACGACAUCCAUGCAGUGGUACGCUACCAGUGCUCUGAGGGCUUCUUCCAGCGGCACAUCCCCACCGCUCGCUGCCGGGCCGAUGGGAGCUGGGAGAGACCCAGGAUCAUCUGCACAAAGUCCCGGCGGUCCCACCGGUACCGACGCCACCACCACAAUCAGCACAACGAACGCCAUGGCCACAGGAGACACGGAGGAGAGGGACACAAGGCCAGAGAGGACACACACAGCUACUACUGAACCAAAUAACACAUCACUCUCAAUGGCUAGGGGCUGACCAUGGCCCAUGGAGAAAGACAGUAGUUCACGUCAUCGCCAUCCAUCUUCCUACUUCUAACCGCUUGGCUUCAUCUCUCAUGAUGAAUAGGUUUUCUUACACUAACAUACAGUUUAUCUCCAUAACGUCUAUCCCUGAGUUUGGGUUUUUUGAAGCCCCCCCACCCCCCCUGCUUCCUUUAACUGAGGUCCAUGCGAACACUAACUCUGAACACUAACUCUUAUUCACACCUCCCUCCCAAACAUCUCGAUACAGUACAUCCUCCUCCCGCCCAUGAACUAAACCCUCUCUGUCUGUCAGACUAACAGUUGUGUGUGAGCGUGUGUGAGUGUGUGCAUGUAAGAGAGACACUUAGAAAAGUGCCGAGUCACUGUUUUGUUGUUGCAAAGAUUUGCUUGUUCUACAUGGAGAAUGACUCUCAUCCCAGUAUUCUGUUAGCAAAGCACAGAUGUAAUUGAUGCAAGUUAGCGUUCAGUCCCUCGUGACUCUGAGCUGUGUGUAUGUGUACUGUAGCUGUUACUUUUUCAAUUGAGCACCUGAAUAGUUAGUUUGUUUUACUGACGUGCUUUUUCUAAUAUUUGCUAUGUUUGUGUUACAUUACUAUUUAUUAUGAAUUGUUUGUGAGUGAAUGUUUUCUUUUUUUACUUUCAAUUCAGAGAGCCAAUUUAACAUCAUUUUUCUAUACCAGUAUAUAAAUCAAACAAUCAACAAUAAAUGUAAUUAAUCAUUUGAUUGCGUCUAAUCUCUGUAUUGUAAAUAAUGUGGUGUUUGUUUUUGGCUUGUCCCUGAUCAGUAACUUCACCUUGUCCUGCCCUCUCAAUAGUGGCAUGUCCCAUAGACAUAGAUGGGAGAGUCAGGAUGGGAUUACACAAUACUAUCUUGAGAUAACCACUUGAUUGUAUCUGAAUCGCUAAAUUCUCUCGAUCUUUGCACGGCUAUAUUUACCUGAAGGGUAAUACGUCACAUUUUGUUUUGUCUUUGGUCCCUUUGAUAUUUGAUCGGUCAUCCACUUUUUCGGUGUUCCUGCUGUUGUAUUCCAUUCUUAAUAAAGUAA